Miscanthus lutarioriparius is the source of this 1515-nucleotide messenger RNA. The record is from the annotation of a GenBank genome assembly. Lineage: Eukaryota; Viridiplantae; Streptophyta; Magnoliopsida; Poales; Poaceae.
AUGUUUCCCGGCUGCUGCCUCGCGGCUGUUCUCGUCGCAGCUCUCGCCUCUCCUCACCGUCUCGCCACGUCGGCGGCGGCGGCGGGCGAGGGAAGCGCGACGACGACGAGCUGGCACGACGUGAGCGUCAAGUCGCUGCUGCCGAACACGAUCUGCACGGCCACGAAAGGACCAGCGGCACCCAGCUCGUCGGCGCUCACCGUCGUGCACAGGCACGGCCCGUGCUCGCCGCUGCAGUCACGCGGCGGCGCACCGUCCCAUACCGAGAUCCUACGCCGGGACCAGGACCGAGUCGACGCCAUACGCCGCAAGGCGGCCGCUGUAACUGCGGCGUCCAAGUCCAAGGGCGGCAUGUCCCUGCUGGCGAACUGGGGCAAAUCUCUCGGCACCAACAACUACGUCACCUCGCUCCGCCUGGGCACGCCGGCGACGGACCUGCUGGUGGAGCUCGACACCGGCAGCACCCAGUCGUGGGUGCAGUGCAAGCCAUGCGCGGACUGCUACGAGCAGCACGACCCGGUCUUCGACCCCACCAGGUCGGCGACGUACUCCGCCAUACCCUGCGGCGCGCGGGAGUGCCAGGAGCUCAGCUCGUCGUCGCGCAACUGCUCGUCGGACAACAAGAAGUGCCCCUACGAGGUCUCCUACGGAGACGACUCGUACACCGUCGGUGACCUCGCGCGCGACACGCUGACGCUGUCGCUGACGCCGGCCGACACGGUCCUGGGCUUCGUCUUCGGGUGCGGCCACAGCAACGCCGGGACCUUCGGCGAGAUCGACGGGCUCUUGGGCCUCGGCCGCGGGAAGGCGUCGCUGCCGUCGCAGGUGGCGGCCAGGUACGGCGCGGGCUUCUCCUACUGCCUUCCGUCGUCGUCGAGCGCCGCGGGGUACCUGUCCUUCGGCGGAGCCGCCGCCCCUGCGAACGCGCAGUUCACGGAGAUGGUGACCGGCCAGGACCCGACGUCCUACUACCUCAACCUCACCGGCAUAAUGGUCGCCGGACGGGCGAUCAAGGUGCCCCCGUCCGUGUUCGCGACGGCGGCGGGGACCAUUAUCGACUCGGGCACCGCGUUCAGCCGCCUCCCCCCACGCGCCUACGCGGCGCUGCGGUCGUCGUUCCGAAGCGCCAUGGGCAGGUACAGGUACAAGAGGGCGCCCAGCUCGACCAUUUUCGACACGUGCUAUGACUUCACCGGCCACGAGACCGUGCAGAUACCGUCGGUGGCGCUGGUGUUCGCCGACGGCGCCACCGUGCACCUGCACCCCAGCGGCGUGCUUUAUACGUGGAACGAUGUGUCCCAGACGUGCCUCGCGUUCGUGCCCAACCAGGACGAGCGGGGGGCAUACUUGGGAACACGCAGCAGAGGACGCUCGCCGUCAUCUACGACGUGGGCAACCAGAAGAUCGGGUUCGGCGCCAAGGGCUGCGCCUGAAAUCCACCGUGAUUCAGAACUAAAGUUCAAGACGGUAAAUGAAGAACCAUUCAUUCGAUGCAAAGAACCUCGUGGCUCUUGA